Molecule: messenger RNA, 2642 nt
Organism: Paramisgurnus dabryanus
Lineage: Eukaryota; Metazoa; Chordata; Actinopteri; Cypriniformes; Cobitidae
Product: CD59 glycoprotein-like
Source: RefSeq, a predicted model, not a curated record
UAUAUUUACCUCUUUUUACGUUUCACAUGAUUCUCGUCACAGAAAUAGCAAUAGCAAGGCAAUGGCACCACACAUUAUUAAGGUAAUGGGGUCAUGUGCCGUACAUUCUGCAACAUUAUAUAAAGCAAUAAAAUAGCGUUGUGCCUUUCGAAAGUGUGUUUUCAUUGUAUAUCUGAAAGCUUUUUAAGAACAACUUUCUCAAACUUAUCUUUGACUUUGUACAUUUAUUCAUAGAUAAAGUGUGAACUCGACGAGAGAUGCUGUGCGCAGCGUGGCAUUGCCAAGUCCUCUGCUUUUGGCCGAGUUCAGAUUUGUGCUACUUUUAAACUGUUUAGCGAGUUUAAGAUGAAAGGAUUUUGUUGAUUAGUUAUUGGUAUUUAGGCUGUGAAUAAUCAUUCGGUGUCACAAAAAGAGUCAAAUGCAAGUUCACAAAUUUAUUGAGAAAAGAGAAAGAGGAUGAAACAGAGCAAAAGUCACAGUUCCCAGGAGAACCACACGCGACGACCACCGUCGAACCCACACUGGAUGGAGACCGGGGAGUUCACUUCAUGCGACAGAGGGUAUGAUACACACGUGACUCUUGCGAAAAUUAACCAUGGUUUUACUACAGUUAAGACCAAAAAACCAUGGUUACUGUAGUAAAACCAUGGUUACCACAAAAUAUCUAUGGUUUUGACAACCAUGGUUUUCAAAAACCAUAGUUAAACGAUGGUUAGUGUAGUAAAACCAUGGUUUUGCUCAUAGUAAUCAAUUGACCAAAAAAACAUGGUUACUACAGUGAACCGGAACCUGGGGACUGAUAAUCCACUCUGGUCUUGGACCGGGGAGAAAUCCACACACGGCUGAUGACUGAAGGAACAAUCACCUCACACAACAGAGGUUAGUAUACACACUCGACUGAAGGUGAGGGUGAUGCGAACCUGGAAACUGGUAAUCCACUCUGGUCAUGGACCGGGGAGAAAUCCACUCACUAUAGAUGACAGACAGUAUGAUACACACACAACUGAAGGAAACCGCUGGAACCCGGAAGAGGCUGGUGUACCGCCUAAAGACGAAGCGAACCAGCUGUAAUGGGAAGACAGGCAGAGUUCAUUCGAGGUCAAGUUCAUGUACAUCCACAGGUGUGUGAACUCCGGGUGUAGACAAGCUUCCGGAUGCCGGGGAUCAAACCUGUGAUCGGAGAAGAGAGAGAGAGAGAGAAACACAGAACAUCCGACAGGACAAGGCAAGGCAGCAGGACUGUGACCAACCGAAACAAUGAGCGCGCGAAGAGAGACAGGACGGCGUGCUAUUUAAAGGAAAACACUAACGAGACACCACAGGUGAACAAUUACCGAAACGAGCGGGCGGGGCUAGUGCACACAUGAGGAGCCGUCACCAACAGGUAAAUAAACAAACACACACACACACACACACACAACUGACCGAUCACCAAGGAGUCAUGAGAGUGGGGGCUUUUGGGCUAUAUUUGAAUGUCCAUUGGGCUGGAUUUAAUACGCGAGUCUGGCAACCCUGGCUGUGUGCUUGGUUCGGAUUAUAAAGAAUGCGCAUGAAAAUGAAGAUUUUAUUUUGAUUGCAAUGUUUGGGGUACAUGUAUGCUGUAUUGCGGUAACCUGCAAUCAAAUUAAAUUUAGUCGGAUUGACAAAAUUUUGUGUGUGUAAACAUAGCCAAUGUGGUUUCUGCUUACAGUAAUUCAACAGAAAGAUGAAGGUUCUGCUGCUGUCAUUGAUUCUCGCGCUGCUGUUGGCUGAUGGAUUUGCCUUGAAAUGUAAUAAAUGUGUUCCUGGCACACCUGGUGGAAGUUGUGUGACCACGCAGGAGACUUGUGGUUAUAAUAAAAAUACCUGUGUAUCUGCCAGAUUCUUAAUCACUCCUUUUUCCUCUUUCCGGAGGUGCAUUUCUAUGUCCGACUGCUUGAUUCUUCAGGCCAACCGUUAUAUAACAGCCAGAUGCUGUCAGACAGACCUGUGCAAUUAAGUUCACAUUAUACGAAGAAGAAACUCAAAUGGGAAGAUUUUUAUGCCACGGCACUGUCAGUGAAAUUAUUUACAUAAGUAAUAAUAAUGAUUAAUUCAGAUGUUACAACUGACACAUUAAGUACAUUUGUUCGUUUUGGGGUAAUACAAGAAACGACUCCAGAGAGCCAUUAAUGGAAUUCUUUACCGAAUGAAAAUAAUAAUGCAUUACUUGAUUUUAUACUACAUAACUAAAUAUUAGGUGUAUGUUUGUUAGUAUUUGGGGGUGAUUGUGUAACUUUGGGCAGUUUUCUAUUCAACGAAUCAUUUUAAACAUAUUUGCUUUCACGAAAUGUAUUGUUUCUAUACCUUUUUUUUACAUGCUUUUGAAAGAAAAUACUGUAAAUUAAUGUAAUCAUGAUUCAGUCAUAAAAAUCUGUUUUAAAGCCAUUUCAUUUGUAUAAUUUAUUUAGCAUCAUUUUAUACAUUACAGAGCAAUGUUAUGUAAGAUGGGUAUUUCUGAUCAGAGAGGGAGUGUUUAAGAAACUCUUACAACUGCAAAAUUAUUUUUAACUCUAACCCCAAGUCACUUUUCUUUAGUUAAAAAAAUCGUUUCUUUCAUCUCAGUGGAAUAAGAUUUUGUGACUUUUCGGCAUUAUCUGUCAAUAUUUAAAAAACUUGAUUAA